AUGGAUUCGAAAUCGAGCGUAAAAUCAUCUCAUGGAGCAAUAGCGUCUUAUACUCGUCAACCACGACAACGUAUGAGACAAAACUAUGUUCUCCUAUGGGUAGAUACCAGCAUCCAUCAAACAAACGAAGAUUAUGAAAAUACAUUAAAACAGAUACGAACUAUUACCGAUGAUGUCAAUGUCUUUACGCAACGAGAUGCAUGCAUCGAAUUUCUUACAAAUGCUCAAGAUGACAUCAGGUCUGUUCUCGUUGUCAAGGAUACUAUAGCUCAGCAAAUUAUGCCCUUCAUCAAUGAUAUUCCUCAGCUGGAUAGUGUUUAUAUCUUCAAUGAUAUUAAAUCCUUACAGGAAGAAUGGGCAACAAAAUGGCGAAAAAUUAAGAGCGUUCAUACCAACAUCGAUGACUUAUGUCAAGCUUUAAAAAUCAGUACCAAGCAGUUCAAUCAAGAUUCUACUGCCAUGAGUUUUCUCACGGUAGAUGAAAUGGCUUCAACUGAGAAUUUAAAUCAGUUGGAGCCAACUUUUAUGUAUACACAAAUAUUCAAGGAUAUUCUUCUUGAUAUGGAACAUGGUAAUCAAGCCAUCAAACAAUUUACUGCUUAUUGCCGACAUAAUGACUGCGUGUCACCAAUCUAUAUUGACCUUUUUGAGAAAGAAUACCAUGCUCAAUUAGCCAUCAGGUGGUACACUUUUCCAUCCAAUAUCUAUUCAAUGCUCAAUUAUGCUCUUCGCUCUAUGGACGGUGAUACUAUUAUUAAUAUGGGUUUUUUCAUUCAUGAUCUUCACAAACAAAUCCAACAACUAUAUCUACAGCAGGUUCAUGGUUAUCAUGGAACACCAUUCGUAGUUUACCGGGGACAAGGUUUAUCCAAAGCAAAUUUUGAAAAACUGCAAAAGACAAAAGGUGGUUUAAUGUCUUUUAAUAGCUUUGUGUCCACUAGUACUCAGCAAGGCAUGGCUCUCGGACUUGCUUAUAGUGCGCCACAAAAGGAGGAUAUGGUUGGUAUUUUCUUCAUAAUGUCCAUUGAUCCUUGUAUUAAAUCAGCACCAUUUGCCUCCAUCAAAGAGGAGAGUUAUUUUAAGGAAGAAGAUGAAAUUCUCUUCUCAAUGCACACUGUCUUUCGGGUGAAUGCAGUUAAACACAUGGACAAUGAGAAUCAACUUUAUCAAGUUGAAUUAGAAUUAACAUCAGAUGAUGACCAAGAAUUACGAUUACUUACUGAUCGGAUACGAAAAGAAGCUAGUGGUGAUACUGGAUGGCAGAGAUUGGGUAACCUAUUGCUAAAAAUUGGUCAAUUUAAUAAAGCUGAAGAACUUUAUAAUGUAUUACUCGAACAGGCAUCUAAUGAAGGUGAAAAAUCGUUUUAUUAUAAUCAGCUUGGAAAUGUCAAAGAUGGUCAGGGUGAUUAUGAAAAGGCCAUUUGGUGUUACACACAAAGACUUGAAAUUGUACAAAAAUUUCUUUCUUCAGAUGAUCCUCAUUUGGCUGCUUCAUACAACAACGUCGGUAUGGUGUAUUCUAAGAUGGGGGAGUACUCGGAAGCACUUUCAUAUUACGAAAAGGCACUUCAAAUUUUUCAAAAAACUCUUCCUUCAAAUCAUCCUCACUUGGCUACUUCAUACACGAACAUCGGUAGCCUGUAUAACAAAAUGGAAGAGUACUCGAAAACACUUUCAUUUUAUGAAAAAGCACUUCAAAUCUAUAAAGAAACUCUUCCUUCAAAUCAUUCUUUACUAGCUACUUCAUACAACAACAUCGGUAAUGUCUAUUACAAGAUGAGAGAGUACUCGAAAGCACUUUCAUUUUACGAAAAAUCACUUGAAAUUCGAGAAAAAACUCUUCCUUCAAAUCAUCCUGAUUUAGCUACUUCAUACAAUAACAUUGGUGGUGUAUAUGGCAACAUGGGAGAAUACUCGAAAGCACUUUCAUUUUUUGAAAAAGCACUCGAAGUCUAUCAAAAAGCUCUUCCUUCAAAUCAUCCUGAUUUGGCUGCUUCAUACCACAGCAUCGGUAGUGUGUAUUACAAUAUGAAAGAGUACUCGAAAGCACUGUCAUAUUGUGAACGUGCUCUGGACAUAUUCCAACGUGCAUUACCUCCAACGCAUCCUCAUAUCAAAAGUGUGAAAAAGAGUAUUGAAAUUGUAAAAAAGAAAUUAUAA
This is a messenger RNA of Adineta steineri, 2160 nucleotides long. Lineage: Eukaryota; Metazoa; Rotifera; Eurotatoria; Adinetida; Adinetidae. The record is from the annotation of a GenBank genome assembly.